Benincasa hispida (wax gourd) is the source of this 1612-nucleotide messenger RNA. RefSeq lists its product as uncharacterized. Lineage: Eukaryota; Viridiplantae; Streptophyta; Magnoliopsida; Cucurbitales; Cucurbitaceae. Gene Ontology annotation, biological process: regulation of asymmetric cell division. The record is from RefSeq and is a predicted model, not a curated record.
UUGUACUGAAAAAGUCUUUUGGUAGUUUGGGGCAUGUACAUUCCAUAUUUCCAAUUAGCAAGUUCAUUCUACGAGCAUCAUUAACAUACCAUAAUUCAUUAUAUUAAAUGAAACUGUUUCUAUAUAGGGUUGUGCAGCGAAUAGAGGUUUGGUCAAUGGAGACCGUUUAAACUUUUAUGGGCAUUCAAUGUGAUUUAGCUGCCUGCCAUUUAUGUGUUUGAGUUAUGCAUCUGCUUUAUAAGCCCCUCUAAUUUUGCAGGCCAACUUUUACUUUGUCCCUUUCUUUAAUCUUCUUGGAGAUGCAGAUUGUAUAAUUUCAAUUUUUCUUUUUUGUACAGUCUUCUAGAUUUUAUGUUCUUGAUGCUCUCUCCAAGUGUUUGCAUAUGCUGCUGCAAGGUCUGAAAGACAGGUGAUCAUCAUUUGUUUAUCAUAUUUAUGCAGUUAGCAAUCGGGAAACUUUAGAGAAUAGAUGAGCAACGAAUUUUCUGAUUUGGUAGUACACAAUAUGCGGAAAAGCCGAAGCAUGGAGAAGAAUAAAUUGAAAGUCGAGGAUAUUGAGUCAUUUAAGAGAAGUUGUUAUAAUGUUGUAGAAGAGAGUGAUGAUGAAUCAGAAGCAAAUGGAGAUAGAAUGAGUUGGUAUUCGUCGAAGAGUUCGAUCGAAGACGAGUUACCUGAGCUUGUUGUUUUCCUACAAGAAACCAACUAUGAAUUUGUAAAAGACAUUUGCAUUGAUGAAUCGGCAACUUCACGUGGAAAGUGGUUCGAGGAGAAUUGCGACACAGAAAAUGGCUAUGUCCACCGUAUGCUCAACCGUGAUACAUUAGAAAGCGAUGAUGAAUCAACUGAAGAAUCCGAGGAUUUGGAGUCGUCAAUUUCGAGUACUGAAUCAACACAGACGCUUGAUGAGAAACAAAAGGCUCAUUCUGAUGCACUAGAUGAAAUUCCUUCUGAAGUUCCCCCCCAUAAGAAAUCUGUGCCAAAAUUAUUUCUUGAUAGAAAGGUUACAGGUAGAAAGGGAGCAGCAGGUUCUACAAACUCUAUAGCAAUAUCAUUGACUAAGAUACUUGAUGAAAACAAACACAAAGGCAAAGGAGUUACCAGAAGCAACAUUGAACAUGGCAGCAUUCGCAACUCCGGUUUAUCACAAAGCAGUAACUGGACGGCAGGUUGUGGUCGUUGUUGUGACUGUGGAAGCACAUCCAUGACUGAGGACUAUACACAAGAAAAUGAAAGGGGAUUAUACAGUAGCCAUUGUGGCUUUGUUUAUCAGAGAGAAGAUGGUUCCUCUGCAGUUGAUCCUACAAGGCCUUCAUUGACAUCUUAUUUGGGCAGCGCAUCACUUCGAUCCAAUGGCAGCACCAACAGCUCACAUUCUUUUGCUUUUCCAAUUUUACCAACAGAAUGGAAUGGAAGUCCAGAAAGAAUGGUGAAAGCUGAUCCCUUGCAAACACGAAGGCGGCAACUAUGGAGGCUAUGUUUUCCCUGCUGUAACUUCUGAGCAAUCUUAUUGCUCAACCUGUCACUGCUCUUGAUUGUCGUUUUCACUCAGAUUCCAUAUCAUUUUGUAUAAGAUAUGUAGAACUGCACUGAGCCCAAAAGUUUUUAGUUUAUA